This is a messenger RNA of Brassica oleracea var. oleracea, 3216 nucleotides long. RefSeq lists its product as uncharacterized. The transcript has 7 exons. Gene Ontology annotation, molecular function: nucleic acid binding; RNA-DNA hybrid ribonuclease activity. NCBI's taxonomy places the organism in Eukaryota, Viridiplantae, Streptophyta, Magnoliopsida, Brassicales, Brassicaceae. Bases 1 to 3216 code for a protein of 1071 amino acids. The record is from RefSeq and is a predicted model, not a curated record.
AUGUGCUGGAACUGUCAAGGUAUAGGGAGCGACCUGACAGUUCGUCGUCUACGGGAGUUCCGAUCCAAAAACUCCCCGGACAUAAUGUUCUUGAUGGAAACAAAGAGACAAGAUGCAGAGAUCUACAAGAUGUACAAGGGUACAGAUUUUAAAAAUCUAUUCACAGUCCCGCCAAUUGGAAUGAGCGGAGGACUUGCCCUAGCUUGGAAAGACAAUGUUGAGAUUGAGAUCCUGUUUUCUUCGCCUAAUGUAAUCGAUACAAAAAUAAUUUUCAAUAAUAAAACUUUCUUUGUAUCGUAUAUCUAUGGGGCACCAAAUAGAGAAGAAUGGCCCAAGUUUUGGGAAUUCAUGGCGGACCUCGGUGCUCAUCGUUCAUCAGUCUGGUUGAUUACCGGGGAUUUUAACGACCUAUUAGACAACUCCGAGAAGGUGGUAGGACCCUUGAGGUGGGAAGGAUCUUUGCUAUCCUUUAGGAACUUUGUUUCACAAAAUGGCAUGUGGGAUCUUCAGUUCUCGGGCAAUUCACUCUCAUGGAGAGGCACCAGGUACUCUCACUUCAUCCAAUCGCGUCUAGACCGUGCAAUGGCGAACCUAGACUGGAUGGAAAUGUUUCCGGCAUGCCGGAGUGAGUAUCUACGGAGGAAUCUGGUUGAAUGGGCAAAACAACAAACGACAGUCUCAAAGGAGUGGAUCUGCUCCAACCAGAACCUUUUAGAAGAAGCUCUCUCUGCAACCAACCCGAAUACUGAGCUCAUUGACUCUCUAAAACAGAUUCUGGCGAAAGCUUAUGAAGAAGAAGAAUCCUUCUGGCGUCAACGCAAUCGGAUUCAGUGGCUAAAUGAAGGAGAUAAGAAUUCAGGUUUUUUCCAUGCUACCCUCUUCACAUCAGGUUACACUGAUGCCAACAGUGUAGUAAACGAAGCGCUGACACCAAAGAUUUCACCGGAAAUGAACCAGUGUUUGAUCGCGCUACCGGACAAAGUGGAAGUUCAAGCUGCAGUCUUCUCAAUUAAUCCCGAUAAGGCACAAGUGCCGGAUGGGUUCUCAGCCGGAUUCUACCAAGCUUUUUGGGAUGUGAUUGGGGAUGAUAUCUACCGGGAUGUUAGACAGUUCUUUGAAACAAGACAGCUUCCCCCGCGACAGAAUGAGACACACGUUUGGCUGAUCCCCAAGAUAAUGGGGGCGAAGAAAGUCUUGGAAUAUAGACCCAUAGCGUUGUGUAAUACACAGUACAAGAUAGUUGCUAAGAUUCUCUCAAGAAGACUCAAGCAACUACUGCUAAAUGACCUGAUAUCUCCGUCUCAGUCAGCGUUGUGUUGCGGGCCGUAUGGUGCAAAGAAAUAUGUCUCUAUGGCGGUUAAAACCAAUAUGAGCAAGGCAUAUAACCGGAUUGAGUGGGAAUUUUUGCGAUUAGUGCUUCAGAAACUUGGUUUCCACGAGAUUUGGAUAGAAUGGGUUUUGGAGUGUGUCUCUUCGGUUUCAUAUUCGUUUCUCAUAAACGGUGGGCCGCAAGGGCGAGUCAAGCCAUCCAGAGGACUCCGACAAGGAGAUCCGCUAUUCCCAUACCUGUUCAUACUCUGUACCGAAGUACUCUCAGGUAUGUGUGAUAAAGCUCUAGCAAAUGGUAGUUUCCCAGGAAUAAAGAAGUAUGAGAGUGCCUCAUCUCAAUGUAUUAACCGUGGGAAGUCUUCCAUUACCUUCUCCUCGAAAACUACCAGCACUGCGAAGGACAGAGUAAAGAGAGAUAUAAAUAUCGGUAAUGAAGGCGGGAUAGGAAAGUAUCUCGGACUCCCGGAACACUUCAGCCGGAAAAAGCGCGACAUCUUUGCAUCAAUCGUCGACAGAAUCCGCCAGAAAGCACAUGGUUGGACGACGAGAUUCCUGUCCAAUGCGGGGAAGAUGGUGCUUCUAAAAUCAGUCCUAGCCGCUAUGCCCACUUAUGCCAUGUCGUGCUUCAAGUUACCGAAAUAUCUAUGCAAGCAAAUACAAGCUGUGCUCACAAGGUUUUGGUGGGAUAUGAAACCGGAGGUGAGGAAGCUAUGUAACCUCUUAGACUGUUAUGCUCCAAAUUCUGCUUCACAUGGUUGGAGAGGGAUACUGGCUGGACGCGACAUUAUCAUGAAGGGAAUGGGUUGGGUUAUAGGCAAUGGUGAACUGGUCUCAGUCUGGCGGGACAACUGGCUCUCAACCGCACAACAGAUGAGCCCCAUUGGACCUCCCUCAAGCGAGGAAGUAGACAUGAGGGUCAAAGAUCUUCUCCUCCCUGAUGGCUCAGACUGGAAUUUGGAACAGAUUCACAAAUAUCUACCUCAGUAUGAGAGUCAUAUCAGGAAGAUCAUGCCAUGUCCGUCGAUGCAUGAUGAGAGGGUUUGGUUGGGAGAAAAAUCAGGAGCCUAUUCGACAAGAUCAGGCUACACCUUAGCUAAAGUAAAUGCGGGGGACUCAAACUCUGAUUUUAACUGGAAGAACUGCAUCUGGAAUGUGAAGUGCUCCCCCAAACUCCACCUCUUCCUCUGGAAGCUGAAGAAUAAUGCUCUAGCAGUUGGAGAAACGCUUGUAAAAAGGGGAAUUACAGCGGAAGGAGAAUGCAAGAGAUGUGGUGACAUAGAAUCAGCUUUCCAUGUGAUGUUCUCAUGCCCUGUCGCAAAACGAGUGUGGAAACUCGCCCCUGCUUUGUUUGUUCCAGCCCCGGAGUCAGCCCAACCUCAGCACAAAGUUAACUCUGUUUCGCCCAAAGACUGUCAACCACCGAACCAGAACUCGCUAUCCCUACAUCUACCUCAAAACGCCCUUCUCAUCUUUUCAGACGCUGCUUGGAAUAGCACCACCUGUGACAGCGGUUUGGGAUGGGUUGCCACUGAUAUAAAUGGAGCUGUAAGUUUCCAAGGGUCAUCGAGUCGCCGUUAUGUUGCAUCAGUCUUGGUAGCACUGGCUCUAAAACCAGGCCUACAACAGGCUGUUUCAUUGGGGUACAAGGACGCAGUCUGUUUAUCAGACUCUCGCUGUCUAGUUGGCCUCACAGGAAACUCUUCUGUGAUCUCAAUUCAAGGACUGCUUCAUGACAUCUGCGUGUUGAGCAGUUCCUUCAACUCUAUCUCCUUUAAGUUUAUCUCUCGAGCUUAUAAUUCUGCUGCUGAUUGUAGUGCGAAGAAUGCUCUGUUUGUACUUUCUAACUCACCCAGUGGGAUGAGGAACUCUUUGGCUGAUAACGUUUAA